AUGUCUGAAGUAGAAACUAUCACCGACCCUGAUCAUCUGCAUGAGAUCCAUAUUACCGCUGGGCUGUCUAGCCUCAGCACUGGGGGCUCGGGGGCUCCACCAGAACCAGCACCGCAGACGCAGAAGGUGAAGUUGGUUUUACUACAGCCUCUAGCCAACCCCGAUACGCUUGCAGCCUGCCGUAAUCCAGAUUCUCGCGUCACUCGCAUAUCCACAAGUCUCUCUGGUGGCAGUUCUACUCGCGAGUUUCUGGAUAUCCGGCCCCUCAGUAAGGCGUGGAGAAAGGCAACAAUGAAAGUCCCACCAUUAUCUCACUUGAUAUUUGAUCUUACUCUACCAAAGGCGAAUAAGGGACGCAAUGACUCCUUCCAGAAAGUGUACUGGGACGUUGACAUGCCCCAAGGCGACACGCUCAGUGUUCAGGCACGGGAUGUUGUGAAUAUGGUCGUCACUAUCGCCACCGAGACGAGGAUACGAGCCAAGGGUAACGUGUGUUUUGACGUUGUCUAUGAUGAGGCCGAAGGGGUAGCGCCCAGGACAUUCACCCUUCUAGACAAGCAGCUUGUUGCACUUCAGCGGUUUCCUGGAAAGAAAGAUGGGGAAAGGGCGAAUGGUAUCUGA
This is a messenger RNA of Aspergillus udagawae, 621 nucleotides long. RefSeq lists its product as uncharacterized. Lineage: Eukaryota; Fungi; Ascomycota; Eurotiomycetes; Eurotiales; Aspergillaceae. The coding region runs from base 1 to 621 and encodes 206 amino acids. The transcript has a single exon. The record is from RefSeq and is a predicted model, not a curated record.